GCUUGAUCAAGCUUCUUCCACUCCCAUGGCAGGCAGACGGCGGCAGUCCUCCUGAGGCAGACAUUUUUCUACAGGAAUUUAUAGGCCAAAGCGAUCUCUAGCUACUCUCUACUAGUAAAAAUUUUAAUUAAUUCUUUCCGGGAAAUGACGUCGCACCACCCAUCCGAAGUGGACUCUGUCGCGUCCUCGCCGCGCUCGGACCACUCAUCGUUUGAUCAGCAUACACGUGUACGGUUCAUGUGCAGUUUCGGUGGCAAGAUCUUGCCCCGGCCCCACGACAACCAGCUCCGCUACGUUGGCGGAGACACGCGCAUAGUCGCCGUGCACCGCUCCACCAACUUCUCAAUCCUCCUCGCCAAGCUCUCCAAGCUCUCAGGUGUGGCCAAUGUAACUGUCAAGUACCAACUUCCGAACGAAGAUCUCGAUGCUUUGAUUUCCGUGACAACGGACGAGGACGUGGAGAACAUGAUGGAAGAGUACGACCGCGUAGCACAGAGUCAGAACCCGAGGUCGGCUCGGCUUCGGCUAUUUCUCUUUCAGACAGGCGACAGCUCCAGAGCCAGCAGUAUCAGCUCGCUACUCGGCGGCUCGGCUAACCGUGACCACUGGUUCCUUGACGCUCUCAACGCCGGCGGCUCGGCGCUCGAGCGAGGCCGGUCCGAAGCCUCCUCGAUUCUCUCCGAGUUACCCGACUAUCUCUUCGGGCUGGAUAAUUCGGACGACCCGAAAAUGAAGACCCGGAACCUCCUAGCCGAUAAUGUGUCGAAUUCCGAUCCGGGUUCUCCUGCUCCGGCUUUGUCUUCGCCGUUUUGUUCAGCUUCAUCGGUUUCGUGUGUACCGCCGAUACCGAAUCUUCCACCUGUAAAGACCAAGCCAGAUAAUCCGGAACCAGUGGUGCAAGCAAAGGAGAAUCAAAUAGAGGGAUUCGCAGAGGCCGGUGGCCAGCCCACAUCGCAACCAACUGGGUGCCCAGGAAACCCGGUAAUGCAAUACAUCCAGGAUUCUCGUUACCAGGGUCAUGCCGUACAGCCAAUACAAGUUUACUAUGUUCCGGGUCCUGUUCCACCCGGGAAUGUUUCUGUUCAACCCGUGGCUAUUCCGGCCCCAUAUUCUCAGCAAUAUCACGCAGUUUCUGGUCAACUGCCACUCGGGUACCACCAUGCUGUACCGGGAAUGAGUCCAUUAUAUGGAGGAGGGAUGAGACCGGGUGUGGCUCAGCCAGUACCGUUUGACCCGUAUGAUGUGCAGUCAAGAGUGGUUCAAGAUGGGGUAAAUCAGCAAGUGUUUUACGGGGUUAGAAACUCGGGCAUGGUUCCGGUUUAUCCAAAUAUGGCGGUGCCGGGUGGGGAAGAUUCACUGAGCAUCGGGUCGGAGAUAAAAACGGGUCGGGCUUCCCAAUAGUCUUUACCAUGAGCCAGGGUCCAAUGUAAUGCAUGUAUGUAUGUAAUGUUUAGUGAAUUUUCAUUUUGUUAUAUGCUUGUGUGAGGUUUGUGUUCUUUUUUUUGUUGAUGUGUGAUGAUUGGCCUGUAACUACUACUUCUAUAUGCUUUGCUUUUUUAAGUUUGUUUUGUGUGACGAAAUCAAUUAAAGCAUAGAUUGGUUUUCAAAGCAAACAUGUA
Messenger RNA from Corylus avellana, 1619 nucleotides. RefSeq names its product Octicosapeptide/Phox/Bem1p family protein. The record is from RefSeq and is a predicted model, not a curated record. Gene Ontology annotation, molecular function: protein binding. Lineage: Eukaryota; Viridiplantae; Streptophyta; Magnoliopsida; Fagales; Betulaceae.